Messenger RNA from Effrenium voratum, 3372 nucleotides. Lineage: Eukaryota; Dinophyceae; Suessiales; Symbiodiniaceae. The record is from the annotation of a GenBank genome assembly.
AUGCGAGCGGUGCAGAGGCUCACAUCCUGCCAGCGGGCGGCCUUGUCCAACGUGCGGGCAAACGCGGCCUUGAACCACGACAAGGCGAUGCCUGAGGUGCGCGAACGCUUCACCAGGCUGGGCUAUGGGGAGCCGGAGCUGCAGGGAGUGCUGGGCUGGAUCCAGGACUUGGCGCCGAUGUGCAUCCAUAUCCACAUCGGCUCUGUGGGCCGCUUUCUUGAGACAGACGAGUUCUACAGGAGCCAGUUCGAGACCGGAACCUCCUGCGGUGCUUUGGAUGACAGGAACGAGAUCCGCAAGGACUGGGAGAAGGAGCUUUUCGGCGGGGCCUACGAUGAGGCGAAGCCCUUCGAGCGGUGUAAGUACGGGGCCCUGGGGGUGAUGAACGACUACCGGGGCAUCACCUCCGCCUACCAGUAUGGGGACUCCUACCUGGUGCUGAAGGACGUGCGCCUGCGCACCACCUUCGCAGCCACGGACUCGGGGGGCAUUCAGGGCUCCAGGCUGGCGGUGCUGGACAAGUACGCCCACGUGCUGAAGGAGUACAACGACAACGAGGUGCACCGACUGGUGGAAGUCGCAAUGGCCAACACUUCCCUGGAGGACAUGCCCCGAGUUCAGCCACGGCUGCUUCGGGGACUCACGGCAGACACCACCAACGACUGGGCUACGAUGGGCUUUCCCGACCUGCCUCAGAAGAAGGGCCGCUACUUCUUCGAGGUGGAGCUGAUCCGGGGCUGCGAAAGCCCACAGGUCGGCUUGUGCAGCAAUCACUUCGUGCUUGCGCCCCGCACCAAGGGGGACCAUCUCCGGGGCGUGGGCGACGAUGAGCACGGCUGGGCGGCCGAUGGCCAGCACUCGAUUCUCUGGCACAAAGGCAAGAAGCUGGCCUGGAACCGGACCUGGGCCUCCAAGUCGAAGCAGCUCUCGGAGAAUGUAGUGGUUGGCAUUGCUGUGGACCUGGACGCUGGCAAGAUUUGGUUUGCCAGCGAUGGGGAGUGGGAUCCGGAGGAGAAACCCAGCUUUGGGACCGACAUGCUGCCAAAAGGCACGGCCCUGUACCCGGCGCUGUCCUUCCGCGGGCGCGCGGCCUUCAUCUUCGGCCCGGACUUCAAGCACAAGGCCCCGACGUUCAAGGGCAAGCCCUUCACCCAGUGGCCGGGCAUGGCGGAUGGCACAGUGCGGGCAGAUUGCCCCAUCGUCGGGAACUCCAAUAACGUGAGCAUCUAUAAGGAGAUCCAGAUCCAUGGCGAGGUCAGCCUGAAGCGAAAUGUGCAAAGGCUGGUGGCCAACCGGAAGCACCUGGAGGUCUCCAAGAGCGAUCGAUCCUGGGCGGUCUGCGUGGAUGGCCUGCAGGAUGCGGACGGUAGCUACGCCCGGUCCGGGGCCAAGAACGGAAAUGCGGUGUACACGCAGAACGGGGGCUCCCACAAGCUUUACUUCGACAAGGACGCUGAGAAGUGGCGGCUGAGCAAAGAUGAGGCAGACCCGGAGGCAUGGCUGGCCGAGGCGCCGGCCGCUGCGGCGUCCUUCGAGCCCCCGCGGCACGGGUGGACGGUGCCCAUCAACAAGCGAGGCCGAGCGCCGGUCUCGCUGCUGAAAUCCGUCUUGGAUGGCUUCAAGGUGGGUGCGGAUGUGCAGGAUCACAUCAUCAAGAUCUUGGGGCGGCAGCUCAAGGGCAGCCCGGAGCUCGAGGUCUUCCGAGUCGGUGACAACACCACCUUCGAAGACGAGUGGAACAGGCUUCAGCGCGAGAACAAGGUCAAGGUCCCCGCGGAGGAUGUUUGGAUCGAGUGCGUCAAGAAGAAGCACGAGGAGAUUAUGGCAGGAAAGUCGAUGAAGGGCGCCACGGUCGUGGAGUCUCAGCACCCCUACCCCGCCAAGAGCCACACCUGGACGCAGGACGUGCAUUUGGCGAAGGCCCAGAAGCUGCGGGUGAGCUUCGCCGAGCAAUGCAGCACCUACGACGACUGUGCCACCUUUCAGGUCUUCUCAGGCGGCCUCAGCAAGAGCACCGCUGGGGUGGGCGCCCGGGCACACCUCAAGGCCAUCAGCGGCCCGGACCAGGUCCACGGGACCAUGAUCGGACAGGUGGAGGGCGAGAAAUGGAUCGUGAACAUCGACAAGGACGAAUCCGAGAUCUGUGGCUGCUUCAGAGAGUGGCUGGACGCACAGCCAGGCAGAAGCUGCACGGCCACCUGCGCGCAAGAUCCCACAGUGGUGUCGGUCAGGUACACGCCGAAGGCAAAGGUGGGGAGUGAGAUCGCCGGAUUCACCUUCCAUGAGGGCAGCCCGCUGCACCCUUUCAGCAUCAGCGGCUUUACGGCGCCCGGGGGCCCGGCGCAGCUGAAGGGCGUCUUCGCCGGAUGGUACCUGGACGUCAUCGCCCUGCUGAAGAAUGCGAAGUUCAAGAACCUCUCGGGGGAGGGCCUCGGCACAUGCCCAAAGAACCUGCAGGAGAUCGCUGAGAACCUGGAUGCCUUCAAGAAGCGUUUGGAGGCGGCGCUGGACCUUGACGGUGUGAAUUUCGUGUUCUACAACGGCCUGGAUUUCCAGCUGCUGCCCAUCUGCGCGGUGCAGUACAAGGGCAUCAAGGUCAGCGAGGAGAUUGCAGCCUUCAACGCCAACGGUGGCGUCCUGUCGAUUGCCAGCUUCAAGCAGGAUGGCCCGGCGCAGGGCGCCGGCGUGCGCGCCGGCUGGCAUCUGAGCUUGACCGAGACCUUCGAGCGGGCGGAGAACAAGACGGCGCUGGGGGAACUCACUGCCGCGCAGGUGCUGGAGGAUCCCGAGCAGCUGCUGCAGCUGCAAGACCUCACUCUCAUGAUGGAGCCGGCGAAUGCUGCGCCGGAAGAGCUCUUCAACGGCUUCGGGACAGACGGGUGGGACAACUUCACCGUUCACAACAACACCGCCCAGUUCGUGUUCAAGUCCGAUGGCGAUGGCGGCGACUCCUCGGAGGGCCGCUGGGGCGUCUUCGCAGUGGUCACGGACGCCAAGGACCCGGAGCCCCAGGCGGCGGUGCUGGAGGAGCUGGCGAAGCUCAUCCCGCAGGCCACGGCGCAGAUUUUGGGCACCACCUCCUCCCAGGUCUCCGUAGAGCCGGAGGACUGGGACGAAGCUCGGCUCCGGGCUCUUUGUGAUCGACACGGCUGGGAGUUUGAGUGGAUGACCGAGGACGGCGAGCGCCAGCGCCGCAUCGAGGGCGCCUCGCGCGCCAGGCAAGCGGCGGCCGAGUCGGCUGGUACAGCUCAGGCGGAGUCUCGCACCGCCUGGUGGCGCCUGGACAGCAUGAGCCGCGCCUUCAACGGAGGCGAUUCCCGGCAGCUGAAGAGGAAGAUCCAAGCGCCCCAGCCCAUCAGGACCAAGAGCUAA